UCUUCGGCUGGGUGGAAAAAAUAUUUGGCAAUUGCAUUUACUCGAGUCCUUGAGGAUAAGAGCAACCGAAAACCAGCGCCCUUUUCUCCUGCAAUCUUGAAAAAUCUUGAGGUGGAGAGCCAAAUUCGUAGAAAAGCAGGAAAAGAAAGCCAGAAGUACGUAAGAAAUGGGCUCAUUCGUUUGUUUCAACUCACUCACUCCGGUUUCCCGCUCGAAUUCCUUUUCGCGCAACUACAGACCAUUGAAAGAUCCUUCUCUCCAGCGGAGUUCGAGACAACCCAAUAGCCGUUCAAGCACCAGCCGAGAACAUAGAAGCCUCAAGUUGAAUACGGAAGUUUCUCCUCACAGAGCAGUUUCGGCCGUACGGUUGCUGAGGAUAGAGCAAGGCGGCGCUUUUGCUGAUUUGUUGAAUGGGCAGAGAGAAGAUUCCAGAGAGCAAGAAAUGGGCUAUGUUGAAAGAACUCUAGGAUUUCGGAUUAGGGAUUUGGAUGACAGGGAUGUGAGAUUGGUGACUGACAUCGUUGGCGGUACUGUACGUUGGAGACGCUAUCUUGAUUACGUUAUAAGCUCGUUUUGUAACGAUCCAGAUGCAGUGAACAGCAUGGAGCCUCUGUUGUUGCAGAUUCUCCGCAUGGGUGCCUAUGAGUUAGUCAAACUAAAUAUCCCAUCACACGCUGUUGUAAAUGAGAAUGUUACACUUGCAAAGACGGCUCUUCGACCUGGUGCAGGUAGCAUGGUGAAUGGAAUUCUGCGGAAGCUAGUUUUAUGCAUGGAAAAGGAUUCACUUCCACUGCCAAGCCUUGAAGGAGAUGAACGUGGGCAAGCCCGUGCUCUUGCUACCAUUUACUCUCAUCCAGUUUGGAUGGUCAGGCGGUGGACGAAAUAUUUUGGGCUAGAAGAUACUGUGAGGCUAAUGACUUGGAACAACAGUACACCAUGCUUCUGCCUCAGGCCAAAUCAUGCAAAAGGUAUUACUAGAGCCGAUCUAAUCAAACAGCUGAAGGCAUUGGAGGUGCAUGUUGAACCAUCUCCUUAUACAAAGGACUUCGUUCACCUCAGAACUGGUAUGCAGGCUGUCCUACAAGCUGGUUUGCUGAGAGAUGGUAUUUGUGCAGUUCAAGAUGAAAGUGCAGGCCUAGUGGUAUCUGUUGUUAAUCCUCAACAAGGUGAAACCAUUAUUGAUUGUUGCGCUGCUCCUGGAGGAAAGACGCUUUUCAUGGCAUCAUGCUUGAGAGGUCAAGGUAGUGUGCUGGCUAUUGAUAUAAAUCCAGGCCGUCUGAGAGUCCUGGAAGAUGCUGCAAGACAACAUUCUGUUGAUGAUAUUGUAAAUACAAUUCACGCUGAUCUGCGUAUGUUCGCUGCAAAAACUUCCAUCAAGGCUGAUAAGGUUUUAUUGGAUGCUCCUUGCUCAGGAAUGGGUGUGCUUUCAAAGAGAGCAGACUUGCGCUGGAACAGAAAAGCAGAGGACAUGGAGCAACUACAGAAUUUACAAGAUGAACUCCUUGAUGCAGCAGCCAUGUUGGUAAAGCCCGGAGGAGUACUUGUGUACAGCACAUGUUCAAUUGAUCCUGGAGAAAAUGCCGAGAGGGUGACAGCAUUUCUUCACCGGCAUAUGGAAUUCUCAGUAGAUCCUGUGGAUAGAUACGUUCCCCAAGAUUUUGUUACAGAGGAAGGAUUCUACUCAUCUAAUCCAGUCCGGCAUUCUCUUGAUGGAUCCUUUGCAGCUCGACUGAUUCGUCAAUAGAUCACCAGCACAAAUUUUUGUCACAAAAGUUUCAGUUAUCUUCCUAAUCAUUUGAUCAGUGAUCAUGUUAUGGAUCAUAGAGAUUUCAUUUUGAAAUUUUUCGGAAUGGUGAAAUGGAAUCAUGCCAUGGCCAGUUUUGAUGUGCCAGAUUCUUCUACAGUAGAAGGUGAGAUUAGGAAAGUUGGUCUGUACAAGGAUCAAGGUGAGCCAUCAAGGACAAGUAUAUCCAAGCCAGUUUCCUGGUUCAUUUUAGGCGCUAGCACUAAUUGUUUGAACCCAUGUGAUCCUUUGUUUGUGUUUCAAUGGCUUAAAACUUUGUGAUCCUUUGUUUCAAGGGCCUAUGCCUGCUUAAGCUUGUGCACAGUGAUAUUCAUGGGAUCUGACCUGUCAUUGCUUUCUUGACAGCUAAAACUUAACAACAAAAGCUUAAUGCCAUUUCUAUCAAAAGACAGGUGACAGAUGCAAAUUCUCUUGGAA
Molecule: messenger RNA, 2221 nt
Organism: Nymphaea colorata (pocket water lily)
Lineage: Eukaryota; Viridiplantae; Streptophyta; Magnoliopsida; Nymphaeales; Nymphaeaceae
Exons: 16
Coding region: 167-1744 (525 amino acids)
Biological process (GO): rRNA processing; regulation of DNA-templated transcription; RNA methylation
Molecular function (GO): RNA binding; rRNA methyltransferase activity
Source: RefSeq, a predicted model, not a curated record